GAUAUAUAGUAGGCAUUAAAAAUAUAAAAAAUUCGAAUAACUAAAUUUUUGCUUGAUAGAAUAGAAAAUAAAAUAAAAAAAAUAAAAACAAAAUUGCCAGUUAAAAUGCACAAGACCUGGAAGAAACCACUGCACAAGCGCAAAGUCUGGGCGAAGAUAUCAUGGCCGGGUCGCUUGGUCUAUUACAUGCAGCCUCUGGUGGAGCACCUGUUUGACAUUUGGCUGCAGCAGUUGCCCUUUCCGACGCUGCUGAAAUGCGUUUAUACGUGCGGCAUGCUCUUCUUCAUAUUGCUACCCGUUCUGUACCCAAUGAUGGUUUUGGGGCUCUACUAUGCCGUGUUCCAGUACGUCGGGCAAAAGCAUUUGGAUGUUGUCUUUCCGCCAAAUUGGGAUCUACUUGGCGCCGCAUCGAAUCUGUGGUACUUCCAGGUCACCAACAAGAAGUACAUGCUGUUCGUAACGAUGUACAUUGAUCGAUAUCGGGUCAUUAUAACGGCCAUAUCCUCCACUGUGGACUAUAUGCGUAUGGCAUUGUGCUUUGUAUUUGGUUAAGACGGAUCUGAGUUUUUCCCUGAUUCCCCGAUCGUUCGUUGCUGAUAAACUUUUGGAACAAUAAAUUCUCUAGUUGUAUUUUAAGUUAA
This is a messenger RNA of Drosophila montana, 641 nucleotides long. RefSeq lists its product as uncharacterized. The coding region runs from base 106 to 552 and encodes 148 amino acids. The record is from RefSeq and is a predicted model, not a curated record. The transcript has 2 exons. NCBI's taxonomy places the organism in Eukaryota, Metazoa, Arthropoda, Insecta, Diptera, Drosophilidae.